UCAGUGCCGAGCAGUUUCCCCCCUUAAACCGCUAUCUCUGCCCGUCGUCCAGAAAACAAACGGGAUUUCUCAUCGCACUCCAUCGGUGCAAUCCCGCAAGUCACGUCUCGCUGUGUGGUUUUCAUUUUUCGGGUGGCAGGUGUCCCGGUGCGUAGUCGUCCUCACACCGGACAAGUGAAGCUCUGAGCUGCACUGUUGCUGCGCUGUCGCCUCGCAUCUCUGCAGCAAAGCGGAUAGGGAAAUGGUGCCAGGCUCAACUCUCCGGCGGCAUUCAGAGGUUAGACUCUCACUCAUCAGAGGGUCAAAGCCACAAACACAUCACCCCCCCACCUCCUGCCUGGCGAGGGUCCUCCUUCUGCCUGCAUCUAUCUGAACAGCAGUGAGGACAGACGAGAAACUUACACAGUAGUGGAACUGCGUGUGAGUGUGUGUGUCAGCGCUUCAGUGCCUCUAGUGUUCCCACUAGCCCUCCACUGUGUGUGUGCAAUGAGGUGUGUGUGUGUCAAGGUGGAGAGUUAAGAAGACAGGACCUGUUAAAGUCAGCAAAGUCUGCAAGUUCGUGUCAGGGCUGAGCAUUCCAUGCACGUGAGACUCCGUGUGAUUGUUUGUGUGUGUGAGUGUGUGUGUGAGGGGCUACUGUUGACCAGGCAAUGAGUGCGUCUCAGAGGGAGAGGCCGUUCGAUGCUGAGUUGAGCUAAGGGAGCAGAACAGGAGAAUCUGUAAGAGGAGCAGCCAUGGGGCUCGGACAGUCCAGCAAGGCUUCGGUCACCGAGGAAUCAGACGAUGUGAAUUUUGACCACUUCCAGAUCCUGAGAGCAAUAGGAAAAGGAAGCUUUGGAAAAGUCUGCAUUGUGCAGAAGAAGGACACUAAGAAGAUGUACGCCAUGAAGUACAUGAACAAGCUGAAAUGUGUGGAGCGGAAUGAAGUGAGGAACGUCUUGAAAGAGCUGCAGAUAAUGCAGAACCUUGAGCACCCUUUUUUGGUCAACUUUUGGUAUUCCUUCCAGGAUGAGGAGGACAUGUUUAUGGUGGUGGACUUGCUCUUGGGAGGAGACCUGCGCUAUCACCUCCAGCAGAACGUCCAUUUCUCAGAGAGCACCGUCAAACUCUACAUCUGUGAGCUGGCCCUGGCCCUGGGUUACCUCCGUACGAAGCGCAUCAUACACAGAGACAUCAAACCUGACAACAUACUCUUGGAUGAACAUGGGCACGUCCAUCUGACAGACUUCAACAUCGCAGCCAUCGUAAAAGAAGACCUGAAAGCGACGUCCAUUGCUGGGACCAAGCCAUACAUGGCUCCUGAGCUGUUCCAAACCUUCGAGGGGUCCCAUCCCGGCUACUCCUUCUCGGUCGACUGGUGGUCGCUGGGCGUCACAGCUUAUGAGCUACUAAGAGGACAGAGACCAUAUGUGAUGAGAUCCAGUACACCGGCUAAUGAGAUCCUGCAGACCUUUCACAAGGUCCAUCCCAGCUACCAAGCAGCCUGGUCUUUGGAGAUGAAGUCUCUACUCAGAAAGUUGCUUUGCAUAGAUGUCCAGAAUCGCAUUUCCUGUCUAGCAGAGCUGCAGGAUCUGGACUACAUGUCAGAUGUCAACUGGGACGCUGUGCUCAGCAAACUGCUUCCUCCAGGCUUUAUUCCCAAUAGGCGGAGAUUAAACUGUGACCCCACAUUUGAGCUGGAGGAAAUGAUCCUGGAGUCCAAACCACUUCACAAGAAGAAGAAAAGGCUUGCUAGAAAAACCAAGGACCAGGGAUCUGAUGGCUCCCCACAGAACGGUCAGUUGCAACAGAGAUUGGAUAAUGUCCAGAGAGACUUCAUUAUCUUCAACAGAGAAAAGUCAAAGAAAGCCGUGGACUCAGACUCCUCUGAGCUGACAAUGACUGAGAAGAACAAGGCAAUAGAGGAUGGACAGAACAACAAUGUGGAGCCGGUGGCCUUCUUAUCAGGAUAGGUCUCAAGACCUGAGACCCCUACGUAGUCCCUUAUCACCUGCACCUUCCCACAGCUUGUAGAUCAGCAAUUGCCACCUAUGUUCUAUCAGCACAGGCACUCACAGGCCGUCCUUCAAUGUUCCUGCACCACUGCAUCGCUUCACAAACAAGAAUGCUUGUGCUUCACUGUUCACCCACAAAGAAAACGCAUCAAGAACUGCAGGAGAGAAAUGGGCUCUCAGCAGAGUGUCGCUCAUAUCCUGCUCCCUAACAUCACUCUGGUGCUCUGAGGCCUGCUCAACAUCAACUCUGGGUGCUGUGCUGAAGUGAAAAGGAAGUCACUGCCCUGUCAAAAAAAAAGGAGACAAUGGCACACCUGCCCAAGCUGCUGCUUCCUUGGGUGUGACACUCAGAUUUGUAAUAUCAGCAGUGCAUAUGCUGGUUAAUAAUAGUUAUUUAAACAACAAUGGUUUCCCAGUGCUACUUGAACCUAAUAAGAAUUGGCAUAAGGAACUGGGUUGGCAACCUAUAUUGAAAAACAAACACUUUGACAGCUUUUUCCCUUGUUAUUUACAGGACUUGAGAUCCGAGCAUGAAACUAGUACAACGUUUAAAACAGAGAGGUCAAUAAGGUCAAAUGAGGCCUUUCUUUUUAACAGAGCAACCACAGAUUCAUCUUAUUGAAAAUGAAGAGUUGAACUGUAGGCUUGAGCCUGAAUGGCUCACUUUAUCAGCAGAGACACGGUUGUAGUGGUCAUUGUGCUUAGCUUUGCUAGUAAAGCUUAGAAAAGAUGGUAGGACUGCAACAUUGGUACAAUGUCCCAGCUCCAUCAGCUGCAGAUAUCAGCAAAACCUGCUACAGGUCGAAUUCACUUUAAUAUGCUGAAAUUUGAAAUGCAGUUAACAUAAAAUAAUCUCAAACAUUUUCAUUCAAACAAACGUCUGUUAAGUCAAAAUAUAUCGCUGAAUAAGGUAACACAAUGGUGAUUGUAGCUUUAACCUUGAAGGUCUAUUCUUGACCUUGGAAGUCUAUAUGAAGUGUAAGCCAUCAGAUGUGGUUGAAAGCUCUGGGCGCAACGACUGGACCUUUCGAUAAUUUAUUUUGUAAAAGAGGUUUUAAACUCUUUAAAAACACUGACAUCGUUGGCUAAGCUUUGCCUCAAUUUGCAAAUGACCAGCGGCGUCUCCAAAUAAAGGUUUAUCGCUAUGAAAACGUAGAAAAGGUAACUGGUAGAUGUUAUAUGUUCUGCACUGAACCUUGCUUUGCACAUGCUUCUUCAUCAACUGUAGCAUUUAUGCACAGAGAGACAAAAAAAAUCUAAAGCUGUGAGUGACUACUUAUUCCCUUAGGGAUGUUUUUUAUAGACAUGGAUUAAGCUGAGACCUAGAUAACAUUUAUUUUUCAGUCACUGUCUGCAUUGAAAUUGUUGUCAAAUAAUGUGUCUAUGUCCUUCCUCUUUUGUGUUGAAUACAACCAAUUACAUGUACCCCCGGAUAAGCCUGUACAUUUGUAUUUGCAAUUAAUAGAAGAAUACAUUCUGUGACAAUAUUGUUGUGCAGAUGGUAUAAAACAGGAAAUUUAGCACCAGCUGGAUAACGGCGGGAGAAAAAUCUUAAUUUAGAUUUUCACAUUCAAAGUGGUAAAUAAGAAAACAUUGACAGAAACAAAUAAUACCCCAGGCUAAAACAAUGUCCGACAAACCAAACCUGCCCCUGAAGCUUUCAGAGGGAAGCCUUAUACCAUAGAUAUGGCACACAGUUUGAUCCCUAAAACUAUGUGUAAGUAGCUAAGUCGUACAAACCUGAGCUUUUUCACAAUCAGUAAGUAAAUGUGAUUUCUACAAAUGUCUAGUCAUUCUAUUGAGUCUGAUUUAUCUAUCUGCAAUACAACUCAAUCCUUCAAUUCUAAUACUUGAUUAUAUUUCAAACAUAUUUCACUCUAUUCAAUUCAUUACUGUUGGCACUUUUCUAUUGAGAAUUAGUACAAUGUUUUGACUAAACUGUGUAUUGUUGUUGUUGAUGUUGUUGUUGUCAUUGAUGUCAUUUUACAGAUCCAAAAUUAAGGUCUUGUAUAAGAUGUUAAAUAUAGUGAGAUAGGAUAACAGAUGGAGUGAUCCGAGAUUCUUGGGGUAUUUUAUUUGGGAAUAAUUAUCUUACUUUUUGUUAUGUAACAGGAAUCGAUCGGAUGGGGUCAUUGCGAAAAUCAAAUGAUGUGACAGAUUCAACCCUUCCAAAAAAUCUAAGUAUAAAAUAAUAAUUUAAUAGAAAUAGUAUUGACCUAAGUAAAACAAUUUUUCAACAAAACUUGCCUAUCUAAAAAAAAGUCUGGGAACAGCUUUGCUCCACACCUGUGAAUCUCAUUCCUAUUAAGGUUGUGUUGUCCUUCAGUUGUCACUGUGUGUUUAUUGUAUUCAAAUGUGAUGGAGUUGCAAACUAUUAAGGUGUGCCUUAAAUAACAACUUUCUUUUUCUGAAACAAA
Trematomus bernacchii (emerald rockcod) is the source of this 4411-nucleotide messenger RNA. RefSeq names its product serine/threonine kinase 32A (gene stk32a). The transcript has 13 exons. Gene Ontology annotation, molecular function: G protein-coupled receptor binding; ATP binding; G protein-coupled receptor kinase activity. The record is from RefSeq and is a predicted model, not a curated record. The coding region runs from base 735 to 1952 and encodes 405 amino acids. NCBI's taxonomy places the organism in Eukaryota, Metazoa, Chordata, Actinopteri, Perciformes, Nototheniidae. Gene Ontology annotation, biological process: protein phosphorylation; G protein-coupled receptor signaling pathway; regulation of signal transduction.